This is a messenger RNA of Phalaenopsis equestris, 1559 nucleotides long. Its product is annotated as serine/threonine-protein kinase D6PK-like. Gene Ontology annotation, cellular component: plasma membrane; cytoplasm; nucleus. The coding region runs from base 192 to 1535 and encodes 447 amino acids. The record is from RefSeq and is a predicted model, not a curated record. Lineage: Eukaryota; Viridiplantae; Streptophyta; Magnoliopsida; Asparagales; Orchidaceae. The transcript is spliced from 2 exons. Gene Ontology annotation, biological process: protein phosphorylation. Gene Ontology annotation, molecular function: ATP binding; protein serine/threonine kinase activity.
CUGGCCGGUCAAACUUCAUUCCCGCACAAGAACAAGAAAUUAUCUCCUGUGCGGCCCCACCGCAGGAUACCUUCUACCCGCCAUUUGGCCUGACCUCAUUCCCCCCACCCUGUCUUCAAAACCCCUUCUCCCUCCCCGCCCUCCGCUCCCCCCACAAUUCCACCAAUCUCCCCUCCAGCUACGGCGGCGUAAUGCCAAUAGUGGUUGAGAACAGUCUCCACAACCCUAAAUUCGACUCCGAUAUCGUUUCCCCUUUGUCCAGUGCGUACGGAUGCUCGUCUUCCGGCCCUUCUUCAGCCUCCAUGCCGCCGCUCGUGUCCUGCAACGACCCCAGCGAUGCCAUCCGGCGCCUCAUCGGAUCCAAUGGAUCGCUUGCGAUCUCCGAUCUGCGGGCGAUACAGCGGCUGGGAAGCGGUGACAUCGGAAGCGUCUAUCUCGCCGAGAUCAAAACGUGCGGUGGCGGGGGAGGCAGAGUUCUCGUGGCUGCUAAGGUUAUGGAUAAGGAGGAGCUCGAUGGGAGGAACAAGAGUGCGAGGGCUAAGACGGAAAGAGAGAUUCUCGAGAUGCUUGAUCAUCCGUUUCUGCCGAAGUUGUACGGAUGCGCUGAGAACGAGAAGCUCAGUUGUCUUCUAACUGAAUUCUGUCCCGGCGGCGAUCUUCAUCUUCUCCGGCAGCGGCAGCCGGGGAAGAGGUUCGACGAAAGGGCAGUCAGGUUCUAUGCAGCAGAGCUAGUGGUCGCCCUAGAGUACCUUCACGUGCUGGGCGUCAUCUACCGCGACCUAAAACCAGAAAACGUCCUCGUCCGAUCAGACGGCCACAUAAUGCUCACCGACUUCGACCUCUCUCUCAAAAGCGAAUACGGCUGCUCCCCCACCGCCCAAUUCGUCCGCGGCCCUCGCUCCUCCUCCUCCUCCUCCUCCCCCUCCCCCGCCUCCACAUCCAAUAGCCGGAGCAGCAACUGCAACUUCCGCAACUGCAUCGUUCCCGGCGUUUCCUGCUUCAACUCAAAGCACGCCUCUCGUAAGAAAACAGGCCCCCGCAAUGCCGGGCUGGAGUUCGUGGCCGAGCCCAUCGAUCUCCGCUCCAUGUCGUUCGUCGGAACGCACGAGUAUUUGGCGCCCGAGAUCGUGGCGGGAGAAGGGCACGGGAGCGCGGUGGAUUGGUGGACGCUGGGGGUGUUUAUCUACGAGCUGCUUUUUGGGGGAACGCCGUUCAAGGGAAUGAAUGAAGAUAGAACGCUGGCGAAUAUUCUCGCGCGGGGGCUGGAGUUUCCGAAGGAGCCGGCGGUUUCGGCGGCGGCGCGGGAGCUUAUAGCUGGCCUUUUGGUAAAGGAUCCGGCGAAGAGGAUUGGGUCUGUGACGGGAGCGGCGGGGGGGGAGGGGCGAUUCUGCCAUUCCUUUUUCAGUGGCGUGAAUUGGGCGCUGCUGCGAUGUGAGGUGCCUCCGCACGUGCCGCCGAAGUUCUCUGUUGAUGCCGGGAGUAGUGGAGAGUUGUCGGAUGAUAGCAGCUCUGAGCGGCCGGUGGAGUAUUAUUAAUCAAUGGAAUUUAAAAUUUUCAUU